GCAGCAUUAAACCAUCAGAGCUCUGAGAUGAAACACACUUUGGUCUGCUUCAUCUUCCUCACAGCACUUCAGGAUGGAAACACUGGUUUGGUCAAAGCACAAACUCUCACCCACAGAGCAGAGGAAGGAGGAAACAUCACAGUUGCAUGCAACUUUUAUUUCUCAGGAAGCAGGAAACUCUUCUGUAAGGAAAAAUGUGAAAAAGGAAACAUUCUUGUGGAAACAUCUGAUGAUGCAGCUCAGAACGGCAGAUACAGCAUUAAAUAUGUAAAAACAGACACUCUGUCAUAUAUUAUGUAUGUGAGCAUCACACAGCUGAAUCAGUCUGACUCAGGACGGUACAGGUGCUCUUUGGACAGAGUCUUGUUGACAGAUGGAAACGAUGAUUUUGAGCUGAUUGUCACAGAAGCUUCAACCACUUCAACACCAAACGGGACUCUGAGACCUUUUUCAGCUUCAGUGUUUCUCUCAUCAGCCUCCACACCACCAACAACACAGAGUUUAAGCUCAACUUCAGGAAUCCCCACACCUUCAUCAACGACGAUGUCACCAAAAAUGGAAAUAACACAGAGUUUAAGCUCAAGUUCAGGAAGUUUCACAUCUUCAUCAGCCUCCACUGAAACCAAACAUGCAAGAUCAGAUGUGCUGAUUUAUGUGGGUCUGAUUCUGGUCGUUAUGAUCGUCGUCUUAUCAGCAGCUCUGCUGAUUUUCUACAUGAAGAGGAGGACCACUAAACCCAGAGGACCUCCUGUGGAAACAGACACACAGGUCGACAGGUUGUAUGAAGAUAUUAGAAAGUGUGACAUACCGAGCAGGUCACCUCCUGUAGAAGUGUCUUCAGUUUAUGCCACCUCCAAAGACCCCCGUUCAGAUGGAGUUGAAAAUAUAGACCUCUACAGCCUCGUCACCUCUCCUCAGAACAAUGCAGAUAACCUCUGCUACACUGAAGUGCAUUUUCCCCACAUUCCUGUCACCAGCAGCGCCCCCUGUGGUGAAGCAACUGAUGUUGUCUACUCGAUGCCUCAGACCUGAGUACUGCCAUCCACACCAGAGAUGCUUCACCUCCUGUGUACUCUACUGUUUCCUCACUAUGAAUACAUUAGUACUUUUUUUAAACCUGUCCUGUCCAGCAGCUGUAACAAGCGUAAUGGUCUGAAUGCUUUGUUGUGCCAAACAUAUUUGCUUUCCCAAGAGGGGCACUGUAGACUCUCUGUAGGCUCCUCUUUUUAUGUUUUUGUUUUAUCUAUUUAUUUUAUUUUAUUAUUCAUAUUAUUCUGUGUGUGGAUAUUAUGUUGGAGCGGACAGGGUGUGAAGGUUGGAUUGGCAAAAGAUAGGUGAAGAAAUUUAGAGGAAUAGAAGAAGAAAAACGACAGAAAAACAAGAGAAAAAUAUGAGGGUGGGGGAAAAAUUGAGGAUGAAACAAGCAGACAUGCUGGGUCUCCAACUGCUGCAGCUGUGACAAAGUACACAAACAAUAGGCAACACCUGAAAGACAAAGCACAUCGUGUGUGUGUGAGAGAGAGAACCAGAGAGAGAGAAGAUGGGAGUGUGUAUGAUUGUUUGUCAUGAAACGUACUGAAAAAUACUUGAAAAAUGAGGGUGAAGGCCAGGGAAAGACCCAAGAGACCCCAGCUAUCUAUAGCUCCCAAGAGAUCUGAAGAUCUGAAUCCCAACAACCAUACGUUCUAUAGCCGAGGGAAGACAGAGGUCCCGGACGGAGUUCCUAUAGCCAGCAGGCAACCAACCCCGCUGGCCACCCCAGCACAAGCCAAAGGCGAGACUCAAUAACUACCCAACACCCAGCGGAGCCCCCACCGCAUGACGAAGAGGCCCAAGCUAGCCCCGGACACACACAGCCAUCCCCACACUCAGAAGUGUGGAUGGACAGGUGCCUUCCCAUAGCCAGCAGUGAUCCCGGGACGCAGUCAACCAGUCCCCCAAUCACCAGCCAGCCUCGGCAUCAGGCAGGGUGUAGAAAAUUACAUGAGUACUUAAGGUAUGGGUGAAACCUCAACUAUCUCAGCGGGCAACAGCUCAGUACAAAUGAUGCUAAAGUUAGUUUAUCUUUAUUUAUUUAUUUACUUUUGACAUAUUUAUAGCUUAACUGCACAGUUAUAUAGCCUCAGGUUAAAGUUCAUUACAGCUGCUUAUAAUUUAGCUCAACAGAUACAAAAAAUGUUGCUAUUAUGAUUUUGUAGGAUAGAUUCAGUGAAACCAUUGCAGGAAACAGACUGCUAUAAUUUAAGGACAUGUCAUAUAAGGAAGACAAAAAGUGAAGA
Pelmatolapia mariae (spotted tilapia) is the source of this 2279-nucleotide messenger RNA. RefSeq lists its product as uncharacterized. NCBI's taxonomy places the organism in Eukaryota, Metazoa, Chordata, Actinopteri, Cichliformes, Cichlidae. Gene Ontology annotation, molecular function: transmembrane signaling receptor activity. The record is from RefSeq and is a predicted model, not a curated record. The transcript is spliced from 7 exons. Gene Ontology annotation, cellular component: plasma membrane. Bases 28 to 1032 code for a protein of 334 amino acids.